This is a messenger RNA of Dinoponera quadriceps, 1007 nucleotides long. RefSeq lists its product as uncharacterized. The record is from RefSeq and is a predicted model, not a curated record. Gene Ontology annotation, molecular function: nucleic acid binding. Lineage: Eukaryota; Metazoa; Arthropoda; Insecta; Hymenoptera; Formicidae. The coding region runs from base 1 to 945 and encodes 314 amino acids. The transcript is spliced from 3 exons.
AUGGCGUGGCAUGACGUCACCAUCACUAGAGACGACGCCGAGCACGUGGACGCUCGCUGGAAACCUUGUCUUGGCUACAACAGAGACAUCCUCGGGGUCUUGGGCAAGUCAACGGUCGUUCCUACGAUUUACCUUGGCAUCCAAAAUGGAGAUCUUUUUGUCUGGAAAAAAACUGAGGCGUCCAGACGCUUCGCUCUUGAACGAGCACAACAAGCGGCAGCGGGCAACUCUGUUGAUCUUGGCAUCUUCCGAAAGCAUUUGUUGCACUUUAAUGAGUGGGCAGCUGAAUUUAAACGUAGUCGCACGUCGCUCGAAGAUGACCCACGUGAAGGACGGCCAAAAACUGCAACCACACCGGAAACUAUCGAAAAGGUGCUCAAUAUCGUGUUGGACGAUAGGCGAGUAAAGGUGUAUGAGAUGACUGAGGCCGUGGGCAUAUCGGAAGAAAGGGUGCGAAGCAUUUUGCACGAAGAAUUAGGUAUGCGAAAGCUCUGCGCAAGAUGGGUGCCGCAUUUGCUGAAUGCUGAUCAAAAGCAAAUGCGCAAACGACAUUCGCAGGAAUGUUUGGAUCGAUACAAGAGGGAUUCGACCGAUUUUGUGCGGCGAUUUGUCACCAUGGAUGAGACAUGGGUCCAGCACUACACGCCAGAAAACAAACAGCAGUCGAAGCAUGUGUUGACAAUGGGAGAACUGCGGGAUUUGAGAUACGAUUUGCUCGACAAUCCCCCCUAUUCUCCUGAUUUGGCACCCUCGUACUUCCUUCUCUUCCCAAACCUGAAGAAAUUUGUUUCUGGAAAGCGCUUCGCGUCCAAUGAAGAAGUUGAGAGGACCGUAGAUGAAUAUUUUAACAGUCUUCCAGAAUCUCACUUCCGGGAAGGAAUACCGAUGUUGAAGAAACGCUGGACCAAGUGUGUUGAAGUCAAGGGAGAUUAUGUAGAAAAAUAAAAUCGCUUUUUAACUGAAAGUCACAGUCUUUCAUUGUCAGGCCGAGAACUUUUCACCUUGCC